Molecule: messenger RNA, 432 nt
Organism: Alternaria atra
Lineage: Eukaryota; Fungi; Ascomycota; Dothideomycetes; Pleosporales; Pleosporaceae
Exons: 2
Coding region: 1-432 (143 amino acids)
Cellular component (GO): nucleus
Molecular function (GO): protein phosphatase 1 binding; protein serine/threonine phosphatase inhibitor activity
Source: RefSeq, a predicted model, not a curated record
AUGGAGGUUCGUCCUCAACCUGUCCUGCGUCUGUCAGCACCUUCGGGCGUGCUUCGUCUACGAGCAGAACCGUCAGAACGUCGACACAUUCAAUGGGCAGAAGACGUGAUUGACAAUGAAGGCAUGGGCAAGAAAUCGUCCAAAGUCUGCUGCAUCUAUCACAAGCCCCGCGCCGCCGACGAGUCUUCCGACGACGACUCGUCGGACUCAUCUUCAGACUCAGAUUCCGACUCGGAGCCCGACAACAGCACCGCAAGACCCGCUAGAAGGAUUGGUGGUGCACGCGGCAGACGGCCACAUCAGCACGCCCAUGACGAUUGUGAGGACGUCCACGAUCAUGGUGAGGGCUCCAGUACCCCGCAAAAGCAUAAGCGUCAACGGAGGAAGCCAAGCCCGAAUGCUUACGAGAAGAUGCCGAAGCAGAAGAAGUGA